This is a messenger RNA of Dinoponera quadriceps, 2068 nucleotides long. RefSeq names its product restriction of telomere capping protein 5. The transcript is spliced from 6 exons. Bases 108 to 1577 code for a protein of 489 amino acids. NCBI's taxonomy places the organism in Eukaryota, Metazoa, Arthropoda, Insecta, Hymenoptera, Formicidae. The record is from RefSeq and is a predicted model, not a curated record.
GUGCCCCAGGCCUUCAAAAUUGCAUAUGGUUCCAUGCGUGUUUGCAUCGUGGGUAUGUGGAAAGCGUUGCGGGAGUUGGUUUUGAUCUAGUGUUCGCGGUACGUAAAAUGGGCAACCAGGUGACACGUGUCGGCAAUGCGUCGCACAAGAAGGCGGAAUCCACGACAGUAACUGGAAAUGCGCAAGGUGCGAAUGCCGUUGCGAGAAGCGCUAGCAAGAGCGAACCGGAUCAUAACUCUCAUAUGCAAUUUUUCCCGAUCGAGAGUCUGGCGAAGACAUUGUCACAUCUUGCCCAUCAAGAGGAACAUGUUAACGGCAUUACCAAGUCUGUGUUCCAAAAGUACUUAUUUCCCAAUCAUCCUGAAUUAAGUGAUAAACUUUUUACUUAUCUGCACCAUAAUGCCAAUGCUACAACUGCUUACAUAAGUAUAGGAGCCUUCAAGCAGCAAGCUGAGAAGUUUCUGUCAGUAAUGAAUGAUCAAGCCAUAUUGGAAAAUUACAUAAAGAUGUACUCCAACUUGAAGGAUGGUGGCAAUGUUACUCCUGAUACAUUAAAGGCAUUAUUAAUGUGUUGUCACCAACUGACAAUGGAAAACAAUAGCACUGGCUUGUGUCUUCAUUCACAGCGGAUAAUAAGUGCCGUCGUUGUUUCAUGUUUUCACGGCAAAAGUAGCUUAUCCACAAGUUAUGUGAGCAACUGGAUUGGCCAACAUUGUCCGCGCAUGGUGAACGGCCUGCAACGAUACGUGGUGCAUGUGUUGACGACUGCUUAUCGCAAUGGUAAAGCUCUUCUGUCGAAGGAACAGACGCAGCCUCCUAUCGACAUACCGACGCCCGUAUUGGACAAGAUAGAUUUCGAAUAUCCUCGAACCUUGCUGCCGAUGAGUUAUGUCUGGCUGUUGUCGUGCACAUUGCCGCAGUGUUACCUCCAGACCAACGAUUCACCGAAGGACAUAACUCACGCUUUGAUAGCCGGAAGAGCAGGCAGUAUUUGUCCAAGGCAUUGGACGUUACUGUACAGUAGCGGGGAGCACGGGACCGGAGCUAAUCGCUUCCUUCAUCAUGUAUUAGGUUACAGAGGUCCCACUCUUCUAUUUAUAAGAGCCGCUAGUGUAGAAAGUGACGAGGAAUUUCCGACGUAUUGCGUGUGCUCGGCCGUCGAGUGGCGAGAAAGUCAUCUUUAUUGGGGCGACGAUGACUCGAUGGGCAUUCAACUUACUCCGUCCUAUAAAGUCAUAGAGACAGGACCGAAGAUGCUGUACCUGAACACAAAUAUCAGGGGUUACCCACACGGACUGCGACUCGGUAGCGACCCGCGUUCGCCUUUUAUCAGUAUCGACGAGUCAUUUCAAUCGGUGUCGAUCGCGGGCGCCCCUUAUCGCAUCGCUAGCUUGGAGGUCUGGGGCUGCGGCGAUACAAAGCUGAGGGAAAAGCAACUGGAAAUUAAGAAGUGGCAAGUGAAAGAAGCGGAGAAACAGAGGGUCGUAAAGUUAAGUGCCAGCGACUGGUUGGACCACCCCGACCGUUAUUUACUGGAACUCGCCGGCAGAGCAUCCUACAACGAAUCUAACAAGUAGAACGGGGAGAAUGCGCGUGCCUAAGAGGUAAGGAGGACGUUUUGAGCAACGGUAUUGCGGUCUUUAAGAACAUGAGCAUUAUUGCAUUCUGAAACAACAGACCUGGCGGAAUUUUGUACGAUAGUUUCACUGUGCUCUGUUUUUACUGCCUUAAAUUCUCAUCGUAGAUCACGCUUUACGGCGCUUAGUGUAUUUUCAUGCUUCGAAAUUUGUGUCUCCGUCCGAUUUUUUAUAAAAUGACUUUGAGAAUUUUCGUGAUUUAUUCUCCCUUGCCAGCACUUCGAUUACUUCGUUCUGGUGAUUUCAAAUAUUUCAACGUUAGUUAGUGAGAACUGCCCCAUUGGUGCGAAUACGAAAAAAUGUGGAUAUAUAUAUAUUUUAAUGUCGAAGGGUAUUUUUCGUAAAAAAAAAAUAUACAUAUUUAUUAUACAUUCACACGUGUAUUUGUACAUUUAUCAAACUCAUUUACUGUAUAAAAAGUAUAUAAUCGA